This is a messenger RNA of Naegleria gruberi, 503 nucleotides long. Its product is annotated as mito_carr domain-containing protein. The annotation marks the transcript as partial. The transcript has a single exon. The record is from RefSeq and is a predicted model, not a curated record. NCBI's taxonomy places the organism in Eukaryota, Heterolobosea, Eutetramitea, Acrasida, Naegleriidae.
AUGAAUGAAGAAACAGCUAUUCAAUCCAUUGAUAAUAACACCUCAACAAUAACAUCAUCAUCAUCUUCUACUUCUAAUGGAACAUUUAAAUUCAUGCUUGUAGGAGCACUUGCAGGAUUAUUUAGUGAUGCAGUUGUACAUCCAAUUGAUACUAUACGUACUAAUACUAUUUUACGUGCUGCCACUAACACUGCUACUUCUUUAAAUGGUAGUAUUAAUUCAUCUUCAUUAAAUACAAGUACAUUUAAAUAUUCAUUAAGAUCAUUAUAUAGAGGAUUUUCAGUUGUAUCAAUAUUUACCAUACCAGCACAUGCAUCAUAUUUUGUUUCAUAUGAAAAAUCUAAAGAAUAUUUAUUACCAAUUUUAAAUAAUGAUAAUUUAACAUAUUUAACAAGUGGAUUAAUAGCAGAUAUAUUUGGUGGAUUAUUUUGGUGUCCAAUGGAUGUAAUGAAACAACGUUUUCAAUAUCAUCAAAAAUUAACAUUUAAAGAUUUAUUUACAAA